Brassica rapa (field mustard) is the source of this 2636-nucleotide messenger RNA. RefSeq names its product plant UBX domain-containing protein 9. The record is from RefSeq and is a predicted model, not a curated record. Gene Ontology annotation, molecular function: ubiquitin binding. Lineage: Eukaryota; Viridiplantae; Streptophyta; Magnoliopsida; Brassicales; Brassicaceae.
CUUCGAAUGGUAAAAACAGUUCAAACAGGACAUAUCAAACAGAUCAUGCAGAUCAAGCAGGACAAGUGCAGAUCAAGCGGGACAAGUACAGAUCAAGCGGAUCAUGCAGAAGAGAACCAGAUCAAAUAAUUUAUUAUAACUUAUGAAUGACAAAAUCAGUUCAAAACUAUAGAUCAUAUAUUAAAACAAUAAAAAUGACACUUAGAUAUCUAAACAAAUAUCUUAGAUGUUAUAGGAUUGGCCGAAAUGCCUGUAAAUGUUUUAUAAGAUACUUAUACUUCUUUUAUUUUCUUAUUUAUAAAAAUUAAAAAUUAUAUGACAAAUAAUAAGUAGAGAAUGAUAAUUUUGUAUUGUUAAAGUUGUAAAUAAAAUAAAAUAAAAAUAUUUUAUUCAUAAAACUAGAUAAAUAUAUUUUUAAAGUUAAGUGUUGUAACAAAGUUAUUUAUUGACCAAACCAAAAAAAAAGCAGAUCAACACCACCAAAUGUUGGCGGGUGAGAUAUAUGCAUGCAGAUCUCCUGCUUUUUCUACAAGAAGACAAAAAAUAUUGAACUGCAUGCAGAUCUCCCGCUUGAACUACUUUUGCAAACAGAAAAAAAUGAAUAGUGAUUACAGUGCGGAAAAACUGCAUGUGCAGGAGAACUGCACUUGUCCCGCUCCUCAAUUCGGACACUAAAAGCAGAAAUAAAUUUUACUAAAAAAGCAGGGAGGGAAGGCUUGACUUUUUUUUUGUCAUCUUAUUUUGAUUAAUAGUGUAAAACAAAGAAUGUCAAAUUUAAAAGUUUAUCUUAUAUGGAAAAGGUAUUUUGUUUAAUUCAUAAAAUUUCAUUUAUAAUUGUAAAAGUAAUUGGAUAAGAAAAUGAGGUAAAGUUGUGGGAAUUAUUGAGAAAAAAACAUAUAUAAGUGUUGGAUGGUGUAAAUAGAUGGCAACGUGUCAGAGAAAGUAAAAUAAAGAAAAAAGUAAUUAAACGUCACUUUGGUGUAGACUCAUCAGCGUCGGUUCGAAUCAGUUGAACCAAUCUUGAAACUUACCAAUCAAACACACUAUUAGAACGCCGCUUUGCUUCCAUAAUCACCGGUUCGACUCUGUUCUCCGAUGAUGAGACCGUCGAGAGACGCCAUUCAGUCUUACAUGAGCAUCACCGGCGCCGACGAGUCACUCGCCAUUCAGAGUCUUGAGGAACAUAGCAAUAAUCUCACUGAAGCCAUCAAUGCUCACUUCAGGGAUGUGGAGAGAAGCAUUCUUGAUCCAAGCUCAGACACUCGUCCACAAUACAAUGCUGUGGAAGAUAACAGUCAUCAUGUUCGUAGUGGUGGUGCUGGUAGCGAGUCUAGGCCAGUUCCAGGCGGACUUCCAUCUCUCCUCUCUGCUGCUCGCUCUUUUAGACCCUCGUUGCUUCUAGAUCCCAACUACAGGAGAAGUCUGCUUAGGCAGCUCAGUGGCUCUGCUUCUUCUCCUCCUCCAUCAUCUCACACGGGAGAAGUCACAGGGUUCCCUGCUAGCUCUACCUGGGGUGCUGCUAAUGAUCAGAUUCGUCCUCCUGGACUUGGAGAUGUCGGAGGAGACGGUUAUGCUAGACAUUCACCUAGCUACGGAUCCCAAGUCUAUGGUGGAACAACACAUAGGGAUGCUGAAUCACCUGUCUAUGGGAACGAUGCGGAAGAAGAAAUGAUCAGAGCUGCCAUCGAGGCUUCAAAGAAGGAUUUUGAAGAGGGGACUCGUCACAAUGUUCCAUCUAGCGUUUUAUCUUCAAGAGAGGCUAUUAACAAGGAGGACGAGGACAUUGCCCGUGCAAUUUCUAUGUCAAUAGAGAUGGAAGAGCAAGAGAGUGUAAUGCGAGAGCAACUAGCUGAACUUAUGCCUCACUCCGUAGAGCAAUCUAAUACACAUGAAAGUAGCAGAUAUAAGCCCGGGAGCUCUACAUUACAAGAAAAGCGCGAAGAUAUUAAACAAAAGCAGCCAAUUGAUGUAAGCUCUCAGCACGGACAUGAAGCUUCUUAUCCUGAAGAGUGGGGUGGCAUUCCGUCAAAAGAGCUACAGGAGGCAAUAAUGCUGGAAAAGGCACUCUUUAGUGGAGUAGCUAGAGAAAAUACUUCACAUAAUAAUCUGCCUGGAACUCACACGGAGUCACAGUCUGCUGAUAAGAGGGCCAUUGGAGAGGAAGCUGAGAGAUCUUCCAUUACGAAGAAGGAAGCACUUCCCAUAGAGCCAUCAGUGGAUAAUGAAGAUGCCAUCACUCUACUUGUUAGAAUGCCAGAUAGCAGCCGUCAUGGUCGUCGCUUUCUCAAAUCAGACAAGCUUAAGUACCUAUUUGACUUCAUAGAUGCUGCUGGACUAGUCAAACCAGGCACAUAUAGAGUGAUUAGAGCAUAUCCUCGACGUGCAUUCAGCCUUCAAGACGGUGCCUUAACCUUUGAGGAACUGAGUCUCACCAACAAGCAAGAAGCGUUGUUUCUGGAACUACUGAUAUAGUAGUAGCAAUGUGUACCUCUGAGAUGAUGAUAGCAGAAACUAGUUGAGUUCAAUGUACUGUAAGCCUUUAACCGCUUUCGUAGCUUUAGACCCAACGCAUGGUUACACACAUUGUUGUAAACUCUCAUAUGUUUUUGCUAAUGUUGAAUCUCCGGUUUGAAACA